Messenger RNA from Xylaria bambusicola, 2971 nucleotides. RefSeq lists its product as uncharacterized. Gene Ontology annotation, molecular function: protein binding. Gene Ontology annotation, cellular component: endoplasmic reticulum membrane. The record is from RefSeq and is a predicted model, not a curated record. Lineage: Eukaryota; Fungi; Ascomycota; Sordariomycetes; Xylariales; Xylariaceae. Gene Ontology annotation, biological process: ERAD pathway. Bases 198 to 2732 code for a protein of 844 amino acids. The transcript is spliced from 4 exons.
CUAGGUCCCUACUACUACAGCGGCGUCAUGCUGUACCUAGUACUUUACACAUAUGCCCCUUCAUCCACAAAGAGGCUUCGUUUCCCAAACUUCACACUUCACCAACCGCCUUCUCUCUUGGUUUCCUCUACCUCUCCCAAGGGUACCAUGGUAUCUCUACAGCUAUUUUUAUCUUGCUCAUAGCAGAUUUGGCUACAAUGAGGCGGUGGUUCCCUCUGGCGCUCCUGUUUCUACAGGCUGUAGCGCUCGCUGGUGCUGCAGACCAGCAAGUCCUGGCGGCAGACCAUGAUACCACGCAAACUGCUCAGUCCGAGUCUCCCGCCGAAACCGACAUCGGUCCAGGCGAUCAUCAUGGUUGGAAUCCUUACCAAAAUGGAUGGGAGCUCGUUAGCGACGCCAUGGUCGAACUGCGAAAGAUUCGCCCGCCUACCCAUCGACGCCCAAAGAAACAGGCCGGCUUCUUUACUGCUUUGUUCCAGUUCGCGCUGAAAGCCCUUCCGAGCUUGCGCGCAACCGCUCCGUCUGGCCACGAGCAUGCGUCCCCUGUCAUCACCGGUCCUCUUGUUGAUAGUGUCAGACUGCUUCAGCAAGCAGCCGACCAGAACAAUACCGAUGCUAUCUAUCUAUUGGGCCAAUUCAACUUUUACGGAAACUACUCUCAUCCUAGGAACUUCAAGGUCGCCUUCGAUCACUAUCAUAGACUGGCCUCGGAGUAUGGCAACAGUUCCGCGCAAUACAUGGUUGGUCUAAUGUACGCCACCGGUGUUGGCGAUGCGGUGCAGCGAGACCAGGCUAAGGCGCUCCUCUACCACACUUUUGCCGCCGACCAGGGGCACACGCGCUCAGAGAUGACCGUAGCUGCCCGGCACAUGAAUGGGAUUGGGGUGCCAAAGAAUUGUGAGGUCGCUUGCAAGUAUUACAAGAGGGUAGCUGAUAAGGCCAUGGCUUGGUUCCGGUCUGGACCCCCAGGUGGAAUGACUAUUGUGCCCGACGCAUAUCGGCUCUCUGACGAAGUUGGUGGUGUUUAUGGUGAAGGCGCCAGUUUUGUCAGCUCCGGCAUCAAUGCUCUCAAGGCGAGUCCCAAUUCUGAUGUUUACGCGUCAAUUGACGAUGUAAUUGAGUACCUCGAUUUGAUGUCCCAAAAAGGAGAUUUCAAGGCAUCUUUUAACUUAGGACGGCUUUACUACGAAGGACAACGAGGCUUAGAAAGGAAUGUUGACCUAGCUCGACGGUACUUCCUCAGCGUGACAACUAAGUAUUGGCGUUCUAAAGACGGCCGUUCUGUCGAUGGGGCAAAACCGCAGCUCGAGAAAACGGCGAGCAAGGCUGCCGGAUAUAUUGGACGUAUGUGGCUGCGAGGAGAAGGCGUUGCUCAAGACUUUAAGAUUGCCCAUAAAUGGUUCGACCGUGGUAUCAAGCAUGGAGACGCACAAUCUCAAUGGGGGCUGGGUCUCAUGUACCUUCAUGGUUAUGGAGUACGUAAGGACGUCCAAAAAGCGAGCAACUAUUUCAGAGCUUCAGCAGACCAGGACUUCAGCCUGGCCCAUGUCGCUCUAGGCGCUCUUCACCUAGACCAGGGUCAGCCAGAGGACCUAAAAGCAGCUAACUUAUAUUUCGAAGCUGCUGCUCGAUGGCACAAUCUGGAGGCCCAAUACUACCUCGCAGAAAUGAUCCAUCACGGUGUUGGACGAGAUAAAACUUGUGGCGUAGCCAUGCAAUACUACAAGAAUGUGGCUGAGCGGUCCGAAGCCUUGGUCUCCUCGUGGAUAGAGGCUAACCAAGCAUAUGAAGACGGCGACCUUGAGCUUGCCUUCUUAGACUACGUAAUGGCUGCUGAACAAGGAUAUGAGAAGGCUCAGAACAACGUUGCGUUCCUUCUGGACCCAACGCAUUCCGUGUUUUCUCUGCCGGAUUGGUUAAAACGGCAGGCUUCUAAGCCACGUCUCCUCCAAAACACGGCGCUGGCACUGAUAUACUGGACGAGGUCGGCGAUUCAAAACAACAUUGACUCGUUGGUCAAGAUGGGAGAUUAUUAUUUGAGUGGCAUUGGAACCGAAGUCGCUUUGGACAAGGCAGCUCAGUGCUACACGGGAGCUUCCGAAUACUUUCAAAGUGCUCAGGCUCUUUACAACCUCGGAUGGAUGCAUGAAAAUGGAGUUGGCCUUACGCAAGAUUUUCAUCUAGCUAAACGCUACUACGACCAAGCAUUGGAGACGAACGAAGAGGCUUACCUCCCUGUCACUCUCAGCCUGUUAAAGCUGCGGGUGCGCAGCGCGUGGAAUACGUUCACACAUGGCAGAAUCAACUCAAUACAAGACGAGCCUGCGCCAAGGAAAGAUUGGUCCUUGAGGGAGUGGAUCCAAAACUUCCUACAAGACGAAAAUGUAUAUUACGAAGAUCCCUAUGCAGAAUAUUAUGACGAUACGAUUACCGGGAGCGAUGGAGAGCCGAUGGGCGAUGAGUUGGAUGAGGACAUUGAUGGCAUACUUGAGAGUUUUCUGAUCCUGUCGCUCGUGGCAUCGAUCAUGUUUCUCAUGUGGUACCGCACCCAGAGACAGCAGGCCCAUAGACAGGCACAGGACAAUGCGGCGCGACAGCAACAAGCGGCCGAGGCAGCCCAGAACGAUCUGCCACCGGAACAGCAACAGCAGCCCAGAGCGCCGGGGUUCCCUCCGAUGGGCCUGGGCGACCCGAAUUUCGCUCAGUGGGGAGCUGGAGGUAUUGGCUUUUGAUCGAAUCAGCUCAGGCACGAGCCGACAUCUACUACUGUGAUAGUGGAUGAUCAAGCACAUUACUUAUACAUAGACAAACAUUCUCACCUACAACAUGCGUUUACAGGUUUCAUGCCACUGUCUUGGUGAUUGAUUAUUGAAGUGUUUAUCUUGCCUGAAGUGCAAGUUAAGUUGAUACGGUACCUAGUGUAGAGUGUAUGUACAUGUAUGUUUUAUGACGCGGCUUCGAAUUAUCGUCU